Rhincodon typus (whale shark) is the source of this 1743-nucleotide messenger RNA. RefSeq names its product high-affinity choline transporter 1-like. Gene Ontology annotation, biological process: neuromuscular synaptic transmission; choline transport; transmembrane transport. The coding region runs from base 13 to 1743 and encodes 576 amino acids. The transcript has 8 exons. The record is from RefSeq and is a predicted model, not a curated record. Gene Ontology annotation, cellular component: dendrite; plasma membrane; perikaryon. Gene Ontology annotation, molecular function: choline:sodium symporter activity. NCBI's taxonomy places the organism in Eukaryota, Metazoa, Chordata, Chondrichthyes, Orectolobiformes, Rhincodontidae.
UUCAUUUGAAAAAUGGGUAUCGACAUUGGAGGGCUAAUCGCAAUCAUCUUGUUCUACUUGAUCAUCCUGGCUGUUGGAAUAUGGGCAGCCUGGAAAAAUAAAAGAAAACCAACACAUGGCGAAUUACUUCGAAAUGAAGUUAUUAUGAUAGGGCGGAGAGACAUAGGUUUAUUUCUUGGUAUUUUUACUAUGACUGCCACAUGGGUUGGUGGUGCUUACAUUAAUGGUACAGCAGAGGCAGUCUAUGUUGUUGGACAUGGAUUUGUAUGGACACAGGCUCCCUUAGGAUUUGCAGUAAGUCUUAUCAUCGGCGGUUUGUUUUUCGCUAAAACAAUGCGUUCAAGAAGGUAUGUGACUAUGUUGGACCCCUUUCAGGAAAACUAUGGUGGAGGGAUCGGUAGCCUGAUGUUUAUCCCUGCAGUUAUGGGAGAGCUGUUUUGGUCUGCAUCUGUUCUAACUGCUCUUGGUUCAUCAUUGAGUGUGAUUUUUGAAAUCAACGUCCACGUGGCCAUUAUUAUUUCUACUGUGAUAGCAGUUUGUUACACUCUGAUUGGCGGUUUGUACUCAGUCGCAUACACAGACAUGGCUCAACUGUUCUGUAUUUUUGUAGGAUUGUACAUUAGCCUGCCUUUUGCUGUUUUGAAUCCUGCGGUCACAAGUAUUGCCAUCACCGCUACUGAGUAUGUUUACCGUGAACCUUGGCUUGGAUACAUAAGCCCUGGAAAUGCGUGGAUUUGGAUUGACAAUUACAUUUUGAUGAUUUUAGGAGGAAUUCCUUGGCAGGCAUAUUUUCAAAGGGUACUUUCAGCCUCCACAGCUACUCAAGCACAAAUACUCUCCGUUGUGGCUGCUUUCAGUAGUUUAAUACUGGCUCUCCCAGCUGUAAUCAUUGGUGCAGUAGGAGCAUCAACUGAUUGGAAUCAGACGAACUAUGGUCUUCCAGAUCCCAUGCACAGAAAUGAAACUCAGAUGAUUUUGCCUAUUAUACUACGGUACCUUUGUCCAAAUUACAUUGCAUUUUUUGGCCUUGGAGCUGUUUCUGCUGCAGUGAUGUCAUCAGCUGACUCCUCCAUCCUAUCAGCAAGCUCGAUGUUUACUCGGAAUCUUUAUCAUGGUGUACUUAGGCGUGAAGCCACAGAUAAUGAACUGGUGUGGGUAAUGAGAGCAGGCAUCGUUACGUUUGGAUCAAUAGCAGCAGCAAUGACAUGGAUGUCCACUUCUGUCUACGGAUUAUGGUAUCUGAGCUCGGAUCUUAUCUUUGUUCUGCUUUUUCCUCAAUUGGUAUCCGUACUCUAUAUCAAGGGAACCAAUGUUUACGGUUGCCUCGCUAGUUACUUCCUUGGUAUUUUUCUCCGUAUUAGUGGUGGUGAACCAUACCUACGAUUACAACCAUUGAUCUGUUAUGCUGGAUGUUAUUUGGAUAUCACAUUUCCAAGUGGACCAAUAUAUAUCCAAUCAUUUCCAUUCAAAACUUUGUCAAUGGUGUCAUGCUUGCUGAUUAACUUCAGCGUUUCAUACCUGACCAAAACUCUCUUCGAUAGGGGAAUGUUAUCACAGAAAAUGGACUUUCUUAAAGGCUUUUAUUCACAACCUAAAAAAGAAAAAAUUAAUAAAGUAGGAUCACUGAACAAUGAUAACACAGAUACUGUUGAACAGACACCUACAGAUAAAGAAGCUAUGGACCCUCUUAAUACUACUUCUGAAAACAAGGAACCGGAUGCUGAUCAAGUUCAAGUCCAGUGA